GUCUCCCUCUCCCAAACCACCACCAUCUCCCUUCCGCCGUUUAGGCCAGCACGGUAGAGUCCUCCAGUUCCCUCCAGGACCUUAUAAACAAGCGAUAAACCCCAAUCAAACGCUGAUACAUCACCUUUUCGUCAAACUAUACGAUGUCUGUCAGGAAAACUGCAUCCGCUGCGAAACCGGUCAAGAAAAUCGCCUCAAGGCCCGCGGCUACUCAUCCAAGCUGGAUUGACAUGAUAAAGGAGUGUAUUUCUGCUAACCCGGACGACGCUCGCUCCGGUGUUUCCCGUCCUCAAAUUAAGAAGUAUGUCGAGGACAAGUAUAAACUCCAGAUUGGCAAUGCCCAGAACACGCAAUUGAGCAAGGCAAUUGCCACUGGCGCCGAAAAAGGCGCAUUCCUCCUACCCAAAGGACCUUCCGGCCGAGUCAAGCUUCCUCCCAAACACGUUAAAACCGAUACUUCUGCUACUAAAGAGAACAAGCCUGCAUCAAAGACCGUAGCAAAGCCUACAGCAAAGGCUGCUGUCAAACCGAAGGCUGCAAAGACCGCUUCGGCGAAAGCUACCACCGCUAAGAAGCCCGCAGCGAAACCUAAGGCCACUACGGCUACCAAGGCGGCCCCAGCAAAGAAGCCAGUGCACCUAAAGCUGCUGCCGCAAAAUCUGUACCCACGAAAGCGAAAACCACUGCCCCACCGAAAAAGACUUUGGCAGGGAAGAAGACUGCCCCCGUAAAGAAGACUACCACUGCGGCCAAGAGAGGUUCUGCUAAGAAGGCUGUCACCGGAUCUUCUGCCUCUGCCAAGGCAAAGGUCGCAGCUAAAAGGACACCAGCGAAGAAGGUUGCUCCUAAAGCUUCGGCCUCAACAACAAGUAAGAGAAAGACUACCAAGAGAGCGUAGUUUCUUUCUUCAACACCUCCACUGUCGCUGUUUGUCUUAUUGUGAUAUACACGUCUCUCCGUCGUCGAUCUUAUGGUAUAAGUAGGACUAUGUUUUCUUCAUUUAUUCUGUCUUACCUACUUUAUCCACUGUGGUCUCAUACAUGUGGCUUUAUUGUCUGUUACAUCCAG
This is a messenger RNA of Serpula lacrymans var. lacrymans S7.9, 1068 nucleotides long. RefSeq lists its product as uncharacterized. Gene Ontology annotation, biological process: nucleosome assembly. The transcript is spliced from 8 exons. Bases 144 to 731 code for a protein of 195 amino acids. Lineage: Eukaryota; Fungi; Basidiomycota; Agaricomycetes; Boletales; Serpulaceae. Gene Ontology annotation, molecular function: structural constituent of chromatin; DNA binding. Gene Ontology annotation, cellular component: nucleosome. The record is from RefSeq and is a predicted model, not a curated record.